This is a messenger RNA of Synchiropus splendidus (mandarinfish), 5656 nucleotides long. RefSeq names its product band 4.1-like protein 3. Bases 3052 to 5526 code for a protein of 824 amino acids. Gene Ontology annotation, molecular function: cytoskeletal protein binding. The transcript is spliced from 18 exons. Gene Ontology annotation, cellular component: plasma membrane; cytoskeleton. Lineage: Eukaryota; Metazoa; Chordata; Actinopteri; Syngnathiformes; Callionymidae. The record is from RefSeq and is a predicted model, not a curated record.
AUGGCUCGCUCUGCGGCGGGAGGAUCCACACCGCACGCCCAGCCUGCGGACACGCGCACAGUCACUGGCACGACACUCGCCUGGAGCCGGCGGAACCAGCAGCACCGGCCCGAACACCCGGACCUUAAGCCGGAAUACAGCUAACCUAGCGAGAGCUAACGCUACCGCCGCUAGCUCUCAGGCGAAGCGCCGUCCCCGGGACACGCAGGCACGCGAGCAGCGGGGCCGCGGCCUCUCCGCGGCCAGAAGCUCGAGAGCGCGCAGGCAUCCCCGACACGAUCGGCGCGGGAGCCGGAAGAGAGCGCGGCACCGAGGGAGAGCGCGGCUCCGAGGGAGAGCGCUUACCGGGACUGCGGUGCUCCUCGGGGGCUCCACCAACACUUAGUCCGCUUGUUGUUAUUGUUGAGGACGAGCAAAGACCGGAAGACUGCGGGGGCACGCAGGCGCACCAAAGAUCUGUUAGACAGGCGCACCAGGACGCAUGCGCACAGCUCAUAACUUCCCCAGUGCUGGUUGUGACCGAGGACCGGACUGGGGCCGUGGCACGAGCGUGGACGGUGCGAGCACGGGCCUCCCUUUCAUUUCAACCUGCUCAGCGUCAUUCAUGCUCCUGGCGCUGCACCGAUGGCGUCCUGCGGGUCAGACUGAGCUGAGCUGAGACCAUUCAAGCGUUUCAAGUGUUUGAGCAGGACGUGUGUGGACGUGUGUCCCGAGCCGGCGGAGCUCCGCGCUCUGCUCCUCAAUAAACCGUGAAACUUCUGUGCCCUCUUUCUUCUGCGUGUUUCCUCAUCACCACCGCGCGUCUGACUUUCGUGUGCUGACCUACUUUGGCUCUGUUUGUAGAGUCUCCACCGUCGAUCAUUGGUCGACUCUAAUCGCUUCCAACAUCUGGAAGCUCCUCCCCCGCGGACAUUAGCAGGUCCUGCUCUGUGGGGGCGGGGUCUAAUCUGUGCCCGCCGCCACCAAUAAUCCAGCCGAACAACAACUGCCUUGAAACAAUGGUCAAAUGCGUUGAGAGUUCUCCGAGUCCACCAGAGCUCAGGUAGGAUGUGCCACAUUCCCUUCAAAUACGACCCAGGCUUCAGAGAAUCCUUGCUUUACUGCUGUAAAACUGAUAAUAUAGUGUGAGCUGCUGUCGGAUGAUGAUGAUGAUGGUGGUGAUGAAGAUGAUGAUGAUGAUGGUGAUGAUGAAGAUGAUGGUGAUAAUGAUGAUGAUGGUGAUGAUGAAGAUGGUGAUGAUGGUGAUGAUGAUGAUGAUGAUGAAGAUGAAGGUGAUGAAGAUGAUGAUGGUGAUGAUGAAGAUGAUGGUGAUGAAGAUGAUGAUGGUGAUGAUGAAGAUGAUGUGAUGAUGAUUAUGAUGGUGAUGAUGAAGAUGUGAUGAUGGUGAUGAUGAAGAUGAUGGUGAUGAAGGUGGUGAUGAUGAUGAUGAUGGUGAUGAUGAAGAUGAGGGUGACGAAGAUGAUGAUAAUGAUGGUGAUGAUGAUGAAGAUGAUGAUGAUGAUGAUGGUGAUGAAGAUGAUGAUGGUGAUGAUGGUGAUGAUGAAGAUGAUGAAGAUGAAGGUGAUGAAGAAGAUGAUGAUGUGGUGAUGAAGAUGAUGAUGGUGAUGAUGGUGAUGAUGAAGAUGAUGGUGAUGAUGAUGGUGAUGAUGGUGAAGAUGAUGGUGAUGAAGAUGAUGGUGAUGAAGAUGAUGGUGAUGAAGAUGAUGAUGAUGAAGAUGAUGAUGGUGAUGAUGAUGAUGAUGGUGAUGAAGAUGGUGAUGAUGAUGAUGAAGAUGAUGGCGAUGAAGAUGAUGGUGAUGAAGAUGAUGAUGAUGAAGAUGAUGAUGGUGAUGAAGAUGAUGAUGGUGAUGAUGAAGAUGAUGAUGGUGAUGAUGAAGAUGAUGAAAGUGAUGGUGAUGACGAUGGUGAUGAUGAAGAUGAUGAAGAUGAUGAUGGUGAUGAUGAUGAUGAAGAUGAUGGUGAUGAAGAUGAUGAUGGUGAUGAUGAAGAUGAUCAUGAUGAUGAUGGUGAUGAUGAAGAUGAUGAUGAUGGUGAUGAUGAAGAUGAUGAUGAUGAUGAUGAAGAUGAUGAUGAUGGUGAUGAAGAUGUGAUGAUGGUGAUGAUGAAGAUGAUGGUGAUGAAGGUGGUGAUGAUGAUGAUGAUGGUGAUGAUGAAGAUGAGGGUGACGAAGAUGAUGAUAAUGAUGGUGAUGAUGAUGAUGAUGAUGAAGAUGAUGAUGGUGAUGAUGAUGAUGAUGAUGAUGGUGAUGAAGAUGGUGAUGAUGAUGAUGAAGAUGAUGGUGAUGAAGAUGAUGAUGGUGAUGAUGAAGAUGAUGAAGAUGAUGAUGAUGAUGAUGAUGGUGAUGAUGAAGAUGAUGAAGAUGAUGAUGAUGAUGAUGAUGGUGAUGAUGAAGAUGAUGUUCAUAACGAUGAAAACCUAACGAACGUGUUCUCUGUUGCCGUCGUGCCGGAUGAAUCACUUCUGUCAUUUGCACGGUGAGUCUCUGUGUCACACAAACGCACUCACACACGCGCGCUCGAUUCACAUUCGUGACUGUGAUGUCGAGUGUUUCGGUUUAUUGCGAAUCGCUGAAAUGAAGGGCAAAUUGAACGAUUACGACGUCAUCGCGUGGUGACGUUCGCGCCCAGUCUUGUGACGUCAGCGGAACGGCGCAGCAACCGUUAGGCAGCGGAGAGAGGAGCGUCCUGUUGGAGGACAGGUAAAGCGGAUGACGCUGCGGAUGCGCGUGAGAGGAACACUCGAAUUGCGUGCCGGAUGGGUCGCGAGACGGGUGCGGCGAGAGGGAGUUCGCUCAUCCGGAGAUGGAGUUUGUGAUGCGUCGUUCGUUCAGUUCGUCUGUGGCGUGCGUGUUGCUGCAGGACCGCGCGCGCGUGUGCCUGUGUGUGUGUGUGUGUGUGUGUGUGUUCUUUGGCUGGAUAUAAUUGUGACCUUCUUAACCUCGUUUUUGCCGGUCCCCACGAGGUUAAUCCCCAGUGUGAGGGUGUUGAGCUCCAAAUAACCGGGUCAGGGCUCCAGUCUGGUUGAGAGUCCUGGAUCAGGUGCACCACCGUGAUGGCUGGGUCAGGUGACUCUCUGGCGACCGCGCACCUGGAGGACGACGCUCACACUGAGGAGCAGCUCACGCCACAGAGGGGGGGCGGAGCCACGCCUUUACCGGCCGACGACUCUCUGAGCCGUUUCUCGUCCAGCAGUUGGAUCACGCGCUCGCCGCCCAGAACCCGUCGCAACUUCCGAACCAUGAUCGCCAAGGUCACGCUGCUGGACGGCUCCGUGUUCUCCUGCGCGGUGGAGAAAAGCGCACGUGGUCAGCUGCUGUUGGACCAGGUGUGUGAGCACGUCAACCUGCUGGAGAGAGACUACUUUGCCUUGUGCUUCCUGGACGCUGACAACAUCAAGAACUGGCUGGAUCCAGGGAAAGCGAUGAAGAAGCAGGUCAGAGGUGUUCCCUGGAACUUCACUUUCAACGUCAAGUUUUAUCCGCCGGAGCCCGCCCGCCUCUCUGAGGACCUCACCAGGUACUUCCUGUGUCUUCAGCUGAGACAGGACAUCGUGUCAGGACGGCUUCCUUGUUCCUCGGCGACGCUGACUGCGCUGGGCUCGUACACCGUCCAGUCAGAGCUGGGCGACUGUGACCCGGAGGGCAGCAGCUGCGAGAACAUCACGGAACUGACUUUGGCUCCAACUCAGACCAGAGACUUGGAGAAAAGGAUCUGUGACCUUCACAAAACACACAGGGGGAUGAGUCCUGCUGACGCUGAGAUGAACUUCCUCAACAUUGUCAAAAAACUCUCCAUGUACGGUGUUGAUCUUCAUAACGUAAAGGACUCGGAGGGCGUGGCCAUGAUGCUGGGCGUGUGCAGUAGUGGCCUGCAUGUCUACAGGGACAGACUCAGGAUCAACAGGUUCUCCUGGUCCAAGAUUUUGAAGAUCUCGUACAAAAGAAACAAUUUCUAUAUCAAGAUCCGACCUGGAGAGUAUGAGCAGUUUGAGUCAACCAUCGGCUUCAAACUACAGAAUCACCGAACUGCAAAGAGACUGUGGAAGGUUUGUGUGGAGCACCACUCUUUUUUCAGGCUGCUGUCCCCUGAAGAGACGCCAAAACGCUCUGUGUUUCUGGGGUCCAAGUUUCGGUUCAGUGGCCGGACUCAGAUCCAGAGUCGCAGAGCCAGCGCUCAGAUAUCAAGACCUGCUCCCCAUUUCUACCGCAGCAUCAGCAAGAGGAACCUGAGCCGCAGCCUGGACGGCGGUAGGCCUCAGAUGCAGCACAAGUGUGAGCAAGUUCAUGACUGUGGCUGUGCAGAUCUGGGUGCAGGACUGGAUGCUGCAGCGAAGGCAAGUGACCUCAGCAGCAGCAGAACUCUGGAGAGCAGGAUGGAGGAGGAGGUCCAGGUCACACAGGAGGUCCAGGUCACGGAGGAGGCUCAGGUCACGGAGGAGGCUCAGGUCACGCAGGAGGUCCAGGUCACGCAGGAGGUCUGGGUCACGCAGGAGGCUCAGGUCACGCAGGAGGUCCAGGUGAUGGAGGAGGUCCAGGUCAUGGUGGAAUUGCACAGGACGGAUGAUGUCAAGGAAGAAGACAACGUGACUCCUGAAAGUCCCUCAAGUCCUCAGAAAGGCGACACCAAGACGGAGACCUCGGAUCCAGCAGAGGAAGACCUCAGCCACACUGAGCUGACGCUGGGCAGCCCGGAGGAGGCUCCCAAUCCUCUCACUACCAUCAGCGAACUCCGCCGCUGCUUUCUAGAAGGAGAUGGCCUUUUGGCAGACCAAGCGGUGACGGAGUGGGAUCGACGCUUGGCCUGCAGACGAGCCGACGACUCUCCGAUGAUUGAACCCCUGGAGCCAGAGGAGGAGCAAAUGCAUGCCCGUGUCAGCCACGAUGUCCAGCAGGCAGCUGGAGCAGACAGUGAUGGAGGGGAGGAUAGCGUAGGCAGCGAUGCUAGCAGCCGGGACAGUGAUGAUGUCAUCAGUGUGCUGGACGCCAGAGAGUCUGAGGAGUCUCUGGAGCCGGAGGCCUCAGCAGGCCUGCUCCCAGCGCUGUGCUUGGACCUCCAUCGCCAUGACGAUGAGAACUCGGAGCACUUGGAAGAUCCUGCCGAAGGUGCUCUCACGCAUCCACACAGUCAGCCCACAGUUGACCCGGAUGAAGACGAGGACGAUGACGGGACGACUCGGCAAAAGGUGGCGCAAGUCCUUCCUGUCCCCCUGAGCCAGCAUCAUAGAGCCCUUCUCUGGUCCAACCCGCUCACCCCAGCCGUCCUCCCAAGCUGCCCCCGUCUCUCCUCCUUGACUGACAGUGUUGUCUCUUCUGCAGCUGGUCCUGGAGGCCCCUGUCAUGAGGAAGUCACCAUCAGGGAAUUCCAAGGGACUGUCAGAAACACGGGUGGAGAAGAGAAUUGUGAUUUCAGGAGCCAGCGGGCAGGACUGAGUUUUCCAGCUGAGGUCCGGCCUGCAAACCCCGCCCCACUCAACUCUUCACCAGUUUUUCAUCACCUGGAAUACAAUCGUUCCGCGACCUCCGUUUAGCCACAAUGCAACUGUCCGAAAACACCAAGUCCAGACGGAGUGUCCUGGCUCCUGUCCACAGCCUGCUUUCUUUUCGAUGGAGGGUUUGGGUCUAUGGACUAAUCAUUUGAAAUAAAACAUGGUCAAAUGA